AUUGAGCUAUUAUUGACUUUUGAUCAUUCUUUCGUGGCGAGGAAGAAAUCAAAAAAAAAAAAAAAAAAAAAAUCUCCACCCAUAAAUUACAAAGAGAAUCUGGCAGAGAAGCCAUGGAGAAAAUGGAAGAAACAGCCUGCAAAUCAGAAUCCCCAGAAAUCUCUCUGAGGCCAAUGGAGCUCUCGGACCUGGAUGAUUUCAUGGAGUGGGCAACAGACGACAGGGUGAGCCGUUUCUGUACGUGGGACACCUACACUCGUAGAGACCGAGCAGUGGACUACAUAAAGAACACUGCAAUCCCACACCCAUGGCUGAGAGCGAUUUGCCUUGAAAACAGGGCAAUUGGGGCAAUCACUGUGGCCCCAAGGUCUGGGAGCGACAGUUGCAGAGGUGAGCUUGGGUAUGUGUUGAGUCACAAGUACUGGGGCAAAGGGAUUGCAACAAGGGCAGUGAAGAUGGUGGCCUCUGCAAUCUUCUCAGAGUGGCCUCACAUGGAGAGGCUUGAGGCUUUUGUAGAUGUGGGUAACAAAGGCUCCCAGAGGGUGUUGGAGAAAUCUGGGUUUUUGAGAGAAGGGGUUUUGAGGAAGCACCAUAUCCUUAAAGGGAGAUCUAGAGAUUUUGUGAUUUACAGCCUCCUCUCCUCAGAUUCCCCUUCUCUAGGCUAGUAUAUGAAUCACUGAUUCAUGUUAUUGGGUCCAGAGAGAAUCUCUUCUUGUGCACCAUACUCUGAUCUACUUUAUAGUUACCAUU
Ipomoea nil (Japanese morning glory) is the source of this 750-nucleotide messenger RNA. RefSeq lists its product as uncharacterized. Lineage: Eukaryota; Viridiplantae; Streptophyta; Magnoliopsida; Solanales; Convolvulaceae. The record is from RefSeq and is a predicted model, not a curated record. The transcript has a single exon. The coding region runs from base 114 to 665 and encodes 183 amino acids. Gene Ontology annotation, molecular function: acyltransferase activity, transferring groups other than amino-acyl groups.